Messenger RNA from Symbiodinium sp. CCMP2592, 2496 nucleotides. NCBI's taxonomy places the organism in Eukaryota, Dinophyceae, Suessiales, Symbiodiniaceae. The record is from the annotation of a GenBank genome assembly.
AUGCACAUGCCAGCCGUCUUCCUGCGCUCUCUGAAGGAGCAGCUCCAGCUGGAUGUGCGGUAUUUGACCAAGCCGGAAAAGGGCGAGGGCGGGAUUCUUCCGCCGGUGCCCAUGACCGAGAUCGUCGACCAGACAGAACUCAUCGAGUCGUUGCGAAGACGAAUCGCGGAGCUGGAGAAGGAGAACGGCACACAGAACCGCACCAUCAGAGAUCUCGAGGAGGAGCUCAGAAAGGCACAGGAAGCUCUGCGGGCUGCAGGAGCGCCGGUCACCAGCCCUGUGCGCAAGCGACAGCUGCCGGCCUCCAAAGAGUGCCAGACCGAUCCCUGGGCGCCUUUUCCACAGAAGGGGCCGGAGGUUGUCCAGCCAGGCGAGCCGCGCGUGCAGCCAGUGCAGCAAGCUGAUCCAGGACCGAAGCCUAAGGCACCAAAGAAGAAAGGCCCUGUAGCUCAAGCCGAGAGCAGCAGCAGCGAAGAAGAGGUUGAACAGGUUAGCACUAAACCUGUCAAAAGAAAGCCGAAAAAAGAGGAAGGAGAUAAAAUCCGAGAGGUCGUCGACCAUGAUGCCAUCAAGAGACUACAAGCAGAACUGGAGCUCCUUCGUAUGAAACUGGCGGCGGCGGAACGAGAGCUUGCCAAGAUGGAGGGCCUGAAAGAGGAGAUUGAACGAUUGAAGCAGCUUCUUGCCGAACGUGAUGCACGAAUCGCAGAGUUGGAGGAAGAACUCCGAAAGCUGAAGGAGAAGCAAAAGCCAGCAAAAGCUGAAGGCAAGAAGGAGACCAAGAAGCCAACGGUGGUUGCAAAGGAGGCGAGCGGUAGUGUCUUGUCCGUAGAUGAGGUCUCGAAUCUUCGACCCGCCGAGACGGUACAAUGGGCGGGUGGGCAACAUGCCGCUUACCACUCAGGGGUUGAGCUGUACGGAGGCGAAUACGUGUUCGGGGGCGGCGACUCGUCCUUCAGUGGCGUCACGGUGCAACGGCCCCGUGUCCCUCCUCCUGGGAGUGGUUGGGUGUUCUACCAGUCUGUGGACAUAGCACCCUGCCGCAAGUCUCGAGAUGAGGCGCUCCGGAUCAUCCAAGACAUGCGUUCCGAAUUCCCGGCUUCUUCUUACGAUCUGAUGGCGAGGAACUGCAACCACUUUUCCGAUGCCCUCUGCCAGCGACUGUGCAACCAAGGCAUCCCAUCCUGGGUGAACCGUUUGGCGGGCCUUGGCAACGCCGUGCGAAGUGCAGUCGGCAGUGCCCCAGCAGCAGCGCCCAAGGCCAAAGCCGAGGGUGCUGGUGGCCCCGCGGCUGCGGGCCUCGUCGCACGCUCCGUGGAUGGAGAUCUACUGAGCGAGGUAGACUGGCCCAGCGCGGGCGUCCUAAAUGCGUCGGAGUCGGAUCCCACGGAAGCCUUGCGGGCUGGAGGAGUCAGCUCAGAUGCAGAUGGCUCACCUGAACUGCUGCUGCUUUUGCCCUUCAUCUCACCCGUGAAGCUUCAGAAGCUGGUCCUGGAGACCAGCAUGGACAAUGCUCCAAAAGCCCUCCGGCUGUUUGCAAACAGCCCAAAUCUGGACAUGGAUGAUGCUGCUGGGGGCGCCGCCACCCAGGAGUUCAGCGAUAUCAGCUGGGCAGGUACAGGGCCAGUGGCGACUGCCACGAUCGAUGUAAACUUCCUGAAAUUUCAGAAGUUGAGCUUCCUGGCCGUCUAUGCCAAGGGCGAUGAAGACUCUGGCCAUCAAAUCCAGAUCAGCAAACUUGGCCUCGAGCCUGAAAAGAAGAAAGAGAAGAAAUACAAGCAAGAUCCCGGGCCAUCCCAAAGGGGUCCGACAGCUGCACCCAGCAGCGAGGCUCCAAAGGAGGAGGAAGCUCCGCCCCCUGUCGAGACGCCAGAGGAGGCACCUGAGGUGGUGUCAGAGUCUGAGGAGGAGAGCGUGGAAGAGCCGCCACCUCCGAAGGCCUUCGAGGACAAGUGUGUCGGAAAUGGCCCAGGCAAGGGUUUGCAAGAUGAGCCGAUCGUCUGCAAGGGGCGCGGCAUGCAAAAGACGGAUGAAGAGCUCAACAAGACCGGGCGGUGUUACGAGCUGAAUCUCGUCGAACAACCCAAGCUGGGUCUCAUGAAUUCUGGGAGCCUGGCCACCAUCGAUUUGGAUGGAAGCCUGGCUCGGACUGGCAAAGGUGGACGUGCUGGCGGUGCUGGCGUGUACUCGGGAGGCAGUACGCUUUUGGGAGGCGUCCAGUACGCCAGCUCUUGGGGCUCCAAGUCGGCCGGCCGCCUCCUGGCCAACACCUGGCCUGAUGCAGAGCCUUACCUGGCACAGGUGUGGGAGCAGCACCCGAAGGGGCAUAAAGCGCCAGUAAAGCGUGAGCUCAUUAAGCUGGGAGCCAUCUCUCCACACAAAGCGUCCACGACCAGUCUUCAAUCUGUCGAGUCUUUGGGUGGUUCUGGGCAGAAGUCUUUGGCGAGCGACGCCACGGUCAAGUUCGAGGUACUGGAAGCAGCAGCAUCUUCAUAG